This is a messenger RNA of Vidua chalybeata, 2659 nucleotides long. RefSeq names its product small integral membrane protein 44 (gene SMIM44). Bases 1817 to 2272 code for a protein of 151 amino acids. The transcript is spliced from 2 exons. The record is from RefSeq and is a predicted model, not a curated record. Lineage: Eukaryota; Metazoa; Chordata; Aves; Passeriformes; Viduidae.
GCAGGAGUCUGAGGGCUGCCAAAAUGAAGUCAUAGAACCAUUGAGAUUAGAAAGGACCUUUAAAAUUGAGUCCAGCCACAUUGGGAGGAGCAGAGAGUGGGGUCCCUGAUGGCAUGAGGUGAAACCCCAGUCCUGGGGAGGAGGAUGAUCUGUGUGAGGUGCCCUGAUAGGUUCCACUGCCCUGCAGGACCUGGCAUCCUGCUGGGCAUACCUUUUCCCUUUGUCCAAGGGCUCCCUGUGAGUCACUCCCAGGCUCAAUCCUCUUAGUCCCUGAAGCCAGGUCAGCAUCCCUAGGGCUCUGGUGCUCAGGGCCACAGCCAAGGGGCAGCCCUGGCCAUGGCCCAGUCCUACGCAGUUCAGGACCCCAUGGAAAGGGCUCUUAGUCAAAAUGUGACCAGUUUUGGUCACCUGUACACACUAAGAGUCAGUGACAUGUACCUGAGUGCUUUGGGUAGGGUCACCUGUGUGUUAUGGGGAGGGUGAGGGGCUCCAGACUGCACUUCCCCAGCACUGGGGACAAACAUCUGAUGCUUUCACACUGUUUGGAGUCAGCAGCUGUUACGGGUUACUUGUCCUCCUUCCCUCACCCUCCAUAGCCCCUGGGUGAUGGGCAGGACCCAGCUGGCACUUUGGGCUCUGGGCUGUCCCUGUGUCAUAUCCAUCCCCAGCACAGUGAGAUGGGUGACUUCUCCCAGGCCACGUUAUCAUUUCCACUGUUCCCUUCUUGGCACUGUGCCCCAGCACCCUGGAGUUUGCCAGGCUGUUUGUCCCCACUUAUCACCAAGCUGGAUCCCUGUGCCCCCACCUUUGCUCUCCAGCUUUUCCACAGGUAACUCACUCAGACUUUGCAGGAUUGUUUGCCAGUCAUUCUGUGCCAACAUUUGUCUCUGCUCCCCCAACACCUUUUAAGACAAAAUUGGAACAAAAUGCAUUUCUGAGGCUGGGGUCUUGGCAGGGGUGACCUGGUGCAACAGAGCUGGGAGGUGCUGGACUGCAGCCGGGCUCAGUCUUGAGCCUUGACUUGGCACUGAACUCCACCAGCAUCUUCAGCCUGUGCUGGGAAGUGUUUGGGAUUUCUUCAAAGCUGCUGCUGGUCUGGGCUAAAACCUCCACCCUCUUGGUGUGGGGGGAAUUGCUUUUGGGGGAAGCAUGGACUCAACACCCCUCUGCAGGCUGCUCUGCCCUGGGGAGGUGAUACUGGGUGCUGGGGUGACAUGUGGCAGCCAUUUGGGAAGGUGGCAGCCUCUUGCCAUGGGCUGCUUCCCUCUACAGCAGAGGGGGCCCCGUGGGAGCCCCCCUGGCUGAGGCUGCAUCCCCAUCCCCUCUGCCCAUCUCCCCCGGCUCCAAGGGUGCUGUGUCCUCUGGGAUCUCAGCCAUCUGCUCCAGGGAUCCAGGGCCUGCUGAGGCAUUUAACCCAGCCCAGGGGAGGGAGGAACGACCUCGGGCAUCCCUCCCCAUUCCUGUCUUAAGGAGUUCUCCAGCUGCAGGUGACUCCUCACUCCCAGGGGGGCAGGGGUACCAGUGGUGUUCCCAGAGGGGCAGGAUUUGGGGACCGUGACCGACAUCGGAGCCCACUGGUCACCUCCCGUGCUGAGGCAGCCAGGCUGUGCCUGGAUUAGCAGGUGCUAAGCUCCUUCUCAGCAACACAGCUCUGUCGGCGGGUGAGUGGCACUGCCACCAGCCAUGGGGACACCACUGUCCCUGUGAGCUGCCAGCACCGAGGAGCCUUGUGGACCCUGAUGCCACUUCCCCCCUGCAGUCCCCUGCCUGGCAAAGGCUUCAGUGGCUUGAGGUGGGGCUGCAGGGAUAGCUGGCCAUGGCCCUGGUGGGGGGUAUUCCCCUCCCUGGCACUGGGGGGGCACGGGGGCCACGGCACUUGCUGCAGUCCCCCCCUGAGGAGGAUGGGGUGCUGUACGUGGAUUACAAGCCCCCUGCCCUGGACAGCAUCCACCUGCCCCGCCAUGUCCUCUACCUGAUGAUGGCAGCAACACUGGUGCUGGUGGUGGCAUAUGCCAUCGUGGGGCACCUCAUCAAGGACCUGGUGCACGACUUCGCUGACUGGGCAUUUGGGCCCAAGCCGGAGGAGAAGGCAGGGAUGGCCGAAGGCCCCGUGCCAGAGGCAGAGUGGCUGGAGAAGGACGAAGUGCUGGUGGAGCAGAAGGUGGAGGAUGAAGGCAGCGGCAUCCUGCCCGGCACGGACAUCCCGCUGCGGCCGCUCGCUCCACGCAGCUCCAUCUCCUUUGCCGACUCCCCCCCGAAGACGUUCUUCUAGGGUCAGGGGACACCCCUGCCACCAGAAGGACCCUGCAGCCCUGCCUGACCAUUGGGUCAUGAUGUGGCCCUGGCCGUAGGCACUGCCCAGCACUGGCACACAGCCUCCCCCUCCCUGCCCAGCCCUAGCGCUGCUCUCAGGGCUCCUCUUGGGCUGUCACGCCAAUAAAGCCAUUUGCCCCAGCCCUGGUCGCCCCUUGGCCCAGCACAGUGCGGGGGGGUGGCAGGGCUGGGGCAUCCCAACCUUUGCCUGGGGUAACAGCACCCCUUGGCACAACCGUGCCACCCCCGCCCAUGGGCACAUGGGUGUAUAUAGGGGAGUGCUUGGGGGUGCAAACCCAUGAUGUAGGGGCACAGCCAGUGGUGGCAGAGGACACGGACACGGGUG